This is a messenger RNA of Monodelphis domestica (gray short-tailed opossum), 1757 nucleotides long. Lineage: Eukaryota; Metazoa; Chordata; Mammalia; Didelphimorphia; Didelphidae. The record is from RefSeq and is a predicted model, not a curated record.
AGCUGUUCCUGCGGGAAGGAGGGAGGUGGCAACAGCGUCCGCCACGGGAGAAAGAGAAGGAGGAGGAGGAGGAGGAGGAGGUAGAGGACACUAGCACGCACAGAGGAGAUGGGAGCCCAGCGCUCGGGCUAGGCGGCGUCCGCAGAAUGAGCGGGGACAGGCUGGAGAAGGGUCCGGCGGCCCUAGCGAAGGACUGAGCACCGCGGAGAGAACGAGCGCCCACUGCAGCCGGCAGACUAGACGGGAGCGCUGGAAGAGUGAGAAACUGAGGCCCUGAAAUAAGAAGAUAUCUAGAGGACGGCCACGUUAGAGUAAAUACCAGAGACACUUUAAGGCUGCACGAUGCUGUGGUCCCUCUGGCUUCCGCUCCUGUGGCUGGCCCCCUGCGCCGGGGCCAUCCGCCCCUGCUUCCCAGGCUGCCAUUGCGAGGUGGAAACCUUCGGCCUGUUCGACAGCUUCAGCUUGACCCGGGUGGACUGCAGCGGCCUGGGCUCCCACAUCGUCCCGGUCCCCAUCCCCCUGGACACCACCUACCUGGACCUGUCCUCCAACCGGCUGGAGACGGUCAACGAGUCCAUGCUGACGGGGCCGGGCUACACCACUCUGGUGGGCCUCGACCUGAGCUACAACCACAUCGCCCAGAUCUCCUCCAGCACCUUCUCCCGCCUCCGCUACCUGGAGUCCCUGGACCUGAGCCACAACGCCCUGGUGGCCCUGCCCGAGGAGAGCUUCGCCAGCUCGCCCCUCAGCGAGGUGGACCUGAGCAGCAACCGGCUCGCCGAGAUCUCCCUGGACGCCUUCGCCUCUCGAGGCCACGGGAAGCCCCUCAACGUGGAUCUGUCCCACAACCUGCUCGCCCGGGUGAUCCGGCCGCCCCUGGACCGGGGCCUCCCCAACAUCCAGAGCCUCAACCUGUCCUGGAACCAGCUGCAGGAGGUGCCUGACCUCCAGGGCCUCCCUCUGCGCUACCUCAACCUGGACGGCAACCUCGUGAGCAGGGUCCGGGCAGGGGCCUUCUCCGGCCUCAAGGACCUCAUUCACCUGUCCCUCAGCGGCCUGCGCCGCCCCAUGGAGCUCGCCUCCUUGGCCUUCCGUGACUUGCCGAGCCUCCAGGUCCUGGACCUGUCGGGCAACCCCAGCCUGCGGUCCGCCAAGGCCGAGGUCUUCUCCAGCUUGAACUCCCUGCAGGAGCUGAACCUGUCCGGCACGGGGCUGGCGGCUCUGCCCGACGGGCUUCUGAAAUACCUCCCGGCCGUCAAGAGCAUCACCCUGGGAAAGGACGUCUGGUGCGUCAAGGUGGUCAAGGAGGGCCAGUACCGGCGAGAGACGGGCCGGACCAGAAAGGAGGUCUUGUACUGCCACGACGGCCACGGCGCGGUGGCCCAAGCCCCCUUUGCCUUGUGAUAAGCCUCGCGGUGGCCCCCACCAGAGGCGGACGCAGGGAAGGCCCCUGGAGGGUCUGUCCAGGGAAGGGUGGCACCCACACGGAGCGAGGGGAGAGGGGAAAAGCCUACCUCCCUUACAGACACGGAGGCCUACCCUUGUGCCAUUUGUUUUUUGUUUGGGGGGGUGGUAAGCCUGCUGAUUUAAUUUAUAUUUAUAUGUGCCAAUACCAGAUUCAACUCCUGUGUGUGUGUGUGUGUGUGUGUGUGUGUGAGAGAGAGACAGACAGACAGACAGACAGACAGAGGGAGAGGGAGAGAGAGAGAGAGAGAGAGAGAGAGAGAGAGAGAGAGAGAGAGAGAGAGAGAGAGAGA